CGGCGGAACACACGGCUACAGCCUCGAGCCCCUCGGGCCGCCCCGCCCCGCCGCGUGGCGCAUUCGGGGGGCGCGGCCGCGGCGUCGGGGCGUCGGGAGGGGCGGAGCGCGGAAGUGUCAGCCGGGACGAGGGCAGGGCUGGACUCGGGAGGGACCAAGUUUGCGGAGCGGCUUCUGCGCGACGGCAGUGCGGCGAGGCAGGGCCUGGGCUGCGACCCCCAGGGCCGCUUGCCGGAACUUCCCGGCUGCCCCUGCCCUGGGAGACCUACUUGAUGGGGACGCCAGGUGUGCAGGGGCGUGGCGCGUAGGAGUGAUUGGGAGAACAAUGCAUGAAAGUCUGACAUCAUGAUAUCCAUUCGGCAAAGAAGAGAAAUAAGAGCCACAGAAGUUUCUGAAGACUUUCCAGCCCAAGAAGAAAAUGUGAAGUUGGAAAAUAAAUUGCCAUCUGGUUGUACCAGUAGAAGAUUAUGGAAGAUUUUGUCAUUGACAAUUGGUGGAACCAUUGCCCUUUGCAUUGGACUUCUUACGUCUGUUUACCUUGCCACGUUACAUGAAAAUGAUUUAUGGUUUUCUAAUAUUAAGGAAGUGGAGCGAGAAAUCUCAUUCAGAACAGAGUGCGGCUUGUAUUACUCCUACUACAAGCAGAUGCUGCAGGCUCCAACCGUUGUGCAAGGUUUUCAUGGCCUAAUAUAUGAUAAUAAAACUGAAUCUAUGAAGACAAUUAAUCUCCUUCAGCGAAUGAAUAUUUACCAAGAGGUUUUUCUCAGUAUUUUAUAUAGAGUUCUACCCAUACAGAAAUAUUUAGAGCCGGUUUAUUUUUAUAUUUACACCUUAUUUGGGCUCCAGGCGAUCUAUGUCACAGCUCUCUAUAUAACCAGCUGGCUACUCAGUGGUACGUGGCUGUCAGGACUGUUGGCAGCUUUCUGGUAUGUCACAAAUAGAAUAGAUACCACAAGAGUUGAGUUUACCAUCCCACUGAGGGAGAACUGGGCACUGCCAUUCUUUGCAAUUCAGAUAGCAGCAAUUACAUAUUUCCUGAGACCAAACUUACAGCCUCUUUCUGAAAGGCUGACACUUCUUGCCAUUUUCAUAUCAACUUUUCUCUUUAGUCUGACAUGGCAAUUUAAUCAAUUUAUGAUGCUGAUGCAAGCAUUAGUGCUGUUCGCACUGGACUCCCUGGACAUGCUGCCAGCAGUGAAGGCGACGUGGCUGUAUGGAAUACAGAUAACAAGUUUACUCCUGGUCUGCAUUCUUCAGUUUUUUAAUUCCAUGAUUCUUGGAUCGCUGCUCAUCAGUUUUAACCUUUCAGUAUUCAUUGCAAGAAAACUUCAGAAAAAUCUGAAAACUGGAAGCUUCCUUAAUAGGCUUGGGAAACUUUUGUUGCAUUUAUUUAUGGUUUUAUGUUUGACACUUUUUCUCAACAACAUAAUUAAGAAAAUUCUUAACCUGAAGUCAGAUGAACACAUAUUUAAAUUUCUGAAGGCAAAAUUUGGGCUUGGAGCAACAAGGGAUUUUGAUGCAAAUCUCUAUCUGUGUGAAGAAGCUUUUGGCCUCCUGCCUUUUAAUACAUUUGGAAGGCUUUCAGACACUCUGCUUUUUUAUGCUUACGUAUUCGUUCUGUCCAUCACAGUGACUGUAGCAUUCGUUGUUGCCUUUCACAAUCUCAGUGAUUCUACAAAUCAACAAUCCGUGGAUAAAACGGAAAAAGGCACAGUUAACCUGAAACCAGAAACUGCCUACAACUUAAUACAUACCAUUCUGUUUGGAUUCUUGGCAUUGAGUACAAUGAGAAUGAAGUACCUCUGGACGUCACACAUGUGCGUGUUCGCAUCAUUCGGCCUAUGUAGCCCCGAAAUAUGGGAGUUACUUCUGAAGUCAGUCCAUCUUUAUAACCCAAAGAGGAUAUGUAUAAUGCGAUAUUCAGUACCGAUAUUAAUACUGCUGUAUCUAUGCUAUAAGUUCUGGCCAGGAAUGAUGGAUGAACUCUCCGAGUUGAGAGAAUUCUAUGAUCCAGAUACAGUGGAGCUGAUGAACUGGAUUAACUCUAACACUCCAAGAAAGGCUGUGUUUGCGGGAAGCAUGCAGUUGCUGGCCGGAGUCAAGCUGUGCACGGGAAGGACCCUAACCAACCACCCACACUACGAAGACAGCAGCCUGAGAGAGCGGACCAGAGCGGUUUAUCAGAUAUAUGCCAAGAGGGCACCAGAGGAAGUGCAUGCCCUCCUAAGGUCCUUUGGCACCGACUACGUAAUCCUGGAAGACAGCAUCUGCUAUGAGCGGAGGCACCGCCGGGGCUGCCGACUCCGGGACCUGCUGGACAUCGCCAACGGCCACAUGAUGGAUGGCCCAGGAGAGAAUGAUCCUGAUUUGAAACCUGCAGACCACCCUCGCUUCUGUGAAGAGAUCAAAAGAAACCUGCCUUCCUAUGUGGCCCACUUCACCAGAGUGUUCCAGAACAAAACCUUCCAUGUUUACAAGCUGUCCAGAAACAAGUAGCACAGAUUUCUGCCCAGUGUCUAUGUUUGAUACAGUGAAACUGCAUCAUGAUGAAACUCGGUAGAUGACGUUUCCUAUGUAAGUAGGUAGCCCAAACCUUCAAGCUGUGAUAUGAGUAGGUUCUACAGAUGUUUACACAAGCAUUGCCAUCUUUGAAAGCAUCUUCUACAAGCAGAAGUCUUUUUUGUUGUGUGUCUAUCUUUCUCAUUAAUGUUCUUUAGCCUAAAUGUUGACAACUUUCUAAGAGUGACCUAAAAUUAUGUUGUUGGAGAGAAUGAUGCGUGUUCCAUGGAUACCUGGAUAGGCACAUACCAUGUUGGAAGAUGAGCACCUGCUCAGGAUUUGAAAUACUUUUAAUUUUCAGGUGGCUUAAAACAGCUAUGAUUGAAUCAACUAGAAAUGAUGAUCAGCUUAUUUAAUAUGAUUUCACUGGUGAAGACGAAUUGGUAGCUUUCUAAAAAGCUCUUUAGUGUCCUGUUUUAUCUUAAAAUGUUAUAAUAUUUUCCAAUUGUCAUGCUUUUAACAUUAACAAAAAAAAUCAUGUUAGGGCUUUUAUCAAACAUUUUGUUACACUCUGUCUGAAAUGUAGAGUACUUCAGCACUAUGUGUCAUGUAUUUGUGUGUGUGUGUGCGCGUGUGCACACAUGUGUUUCAAUGCUGGGCACAGAAAAGUGUUACAAGUUCCAUAUUGUAAGUCCUUAAAGGGGCAGAAAUGUAUGUAGCCAAGUAGAAUUUAUUACAUUUUAGUGUUAUUAUUUUAAAACUUACUGAUACGCUAACUUCUCCUGCAAGUAAUAGUUUUGCUUUAUUUCUUACUCAUUUCAAUUUAUUGGGUUUGCAAAAUUUUGUAAACUUCUUGUGUUUUUAGCCUUUGUAUUUUUUACAGCCUAGAAUCUUGCAAAGUCUGAAUAUUUUUUAAAUGUUCUAUCUUAACUAGUUCACUAAUACAGUAUUUUUAGCAGACAGCAUUUUCAGACAGCAUUUUCAUACCAAGUUUGACUUGUGGUUUCCAAUCUUACUGGGAGGGCCCUGGUAGUAUAAUUCUUUUCCUUACUAAAAGGUAACCAAGUGCCUCUAAGUCAUGCUUAUUUGUAAACAACAAAGAAGAGUAUAUGUACUUGCUCAAAAUUUUUUUGAUAAUUGCUUAUAUAAUUAAUUUCUAAUGAUGAGGACAUGUAAAAGUUGCUAGUAAGAACAUAUUAUGCAUUUAAUUAAAUCAAGAUGGCUAAUGGAAUUAACUUUCUCCCCUGUUCUUGCCAGGUGGAAAUGAUUUAAGCAUUUCUGCUUGCAGUUGUAUUGAAGUAAAUUACCAUAGACAUCAAGAUGGCUACAUCACAUUUUCAAAUGAUUUUAUAUUAAAUUACUACUUAUUAAGCAGCAUUCAAAAAGUCGUUUACACUGUCAUGUUGGACACAAGCAGACUCAGCUUUUAUCAAAACUUGUUUAAAUAAAAAAUUGACAGUAGCUGGGUUACUAAAUUAUGCAACUGAAACUCCUGAAUUAUACCUUUUUUGUAUCCCUUAAUAAGAUUGGAGACCACUGCAGUUUAGGAUAAUACAAUAAUAAAACGUUUUAAUCAGUACUAAAACUUUAAUUAAGCCAAUAAUGAUGCAUGCCUGUUGUAGCUGACAGCAUGGGUCAGUCCAUCCUUCAGCGAGUGCCUUACUCUAAUUGAAACCAAGCACACGUAAGGUACAGUACAAUAUGUUAGACUGUGGUUUUGUUUUCAAAAUCCUCUGUUAUGGCUAUAUUUAAAUUUGUUUUAAGUAUUCCUGUAUGUAUUCAUCUAAGCAUUUGGGCAUUUGGAGUCUUAAUAUACAAGAAACAUGCACUUAAAUUUGUAUGCUUAUCACCGCAAUGAUGGCAAACAGUGAUUUUUUUUCUUUUUCAUAGUUUAGGUGUCAUUGUUGCCAGCGUCUUUAGUGCUCAGUCUUCAGUGAAAAAUAUAAAGUGCCAAAAAAAUCUUGCAAGACAGAAUCCAUACUUAACACUCUUUCCAAGACACUGUGACAAUGUACAGUAGAAGUUUUUAUUUCCUGAUGACCAAAUCUAUCAACGAAUCAUGUUAUUAAUAAAUAUUUUUAGCACUCGUCAGUAUUCUCCAAUGUGACCUUCUCAUUGGAGUACACAGAAGGAAAGCAAAGAAGAGCAUCUGACUUCUGGCUCUGGCUUACAGCCUCUCCACCAGGCUGAAGCAAGAGACCCACAGCGGCAGCUCCCCGCCACUCAGACCGGGGUGGUGAUAGCCUCAAAGAAUGGCUCUGUUUUCUGUUGAUAGAAAACCCACUUGAUUUUGCUUCUGAGUUAGCAAUCAGAAGACCCUCUAAGUACAAUAGAAGUGCUCUUAACGGACUCUGCCUAUGUGACUCCCAGGCCCCGGAGUCUCCAUCUCUCUCGUAAGCCACCUGCCCCGGCACAGCUGGAGGCUGCUCUCUGGUGUUCUCAGUGCUCUGGCUCCCUCCCUUGAGUUGUGCGCCCGUCCCAAACUACUACAUGCAAGCUCUGCUUCCUCUUGUAAGUACACAACUCAGUUAAGUAUUUACGUACACGUAGAAAAUACGGGUGUGAAAAGAAAGAGCUUUCUGCAAAAAUUAAGUUGAAUGCUUUGGUAAGAAGUGAUAAAGGCUAGUUGCCAGUAAAAGUUGCUUUUAAAUUAGGUGUGGCUGGGAAAAUUAUAAGAUAUUGGGGAAAAUUUACAAAUCAAAAUUUCUGAGCUUAGAUUGCUUCAUAGAUUUAUUUAAGUACUCAUCCCACUUUUAAAACUCUAAACCGAGAGGAAGGGACCCAAAUCAUGUUAUUGGUGUGAUUUAUGUGAGAAGUAGAACUAUAGUCAUUGGACCCUUAGGCAAAGGAAAAACUCAUGUCUUUAUAUCAGAAGAUCAGCAAACGAAUGUACAGUUACACAGUUGAGGUUAUGAUUCCCUACUUUAACCUACUUACUUUAUUAAAUGACCAACUACUGAUACUGAUCACAAUAGUUAUUAGAGAUUCUAAUUUAGUUGGAAGGUUCUAACCACUUUUAUUACAGGCAUUUGAAAAAUAGGGAUUCAUUUCAAGUAUAUUAGCCAGGAGCAUAGUUAGAUGUUACCCAGGCCAUUUGUCAUCGUGUUAAUGAUGAUUUUCCUGACCCUUGUGAGAUCAGCGUGACAGGAGUGUGUGCGUUUGUGUUUGUGUGGGUGUGUGUUUUUGGUUGGAUGCUGCCAGGUGGCAAAGGCACAUGUAAAUACAUCAUCCGAUCUGCAUCUUUAUUCCACAAUUAACUAAAAGUAAAAAUGUCUAUUCUGAUUCUAUAUUAAUUUUGUCUAAGGUGUAAAGAUUUUAGUUCAUCUUUGGCCAAAACCUACCUAAAUUAACGUACAAAUAUUUGGUUUUUAAAAUUUAACUCAAAUCUCAAAAUCAGUGAAGUGUUAUCAGAUCCUGUAUCUUGGUUAAUAUGCUCCCAAAUGCUUUAAACAUGGCAACCUUUUGGCCUAAGAGAGUGUUUGUCUGUUUGUGGAAAAAAGCUUUUGAGAUGAGAGAAUGUCUGUCUUUCUUCUGGCAAUUGGUUUUCUGUUUUUAACACCCUUUGGGUAAAAUCUUACAAAGAGCUUUUAUAAUUUGUUUUACUGAAUUGUAUGGAGAUUGUAUACUAAGUAAAGCUCUUUUAAAUUGCA
This is a messenger RNA of Piliocolobus tephrosceles (Ugandan red Colobus), 6149 nucleotides long. It is a transcript of the gene DPY19L3, whose product is annotated as dpy-19 like C-mannosyltransferase 3. The coding region runs from base 346 to 2496 and encodes 716 amino acids. The record is from RefSeq and is a predicted model, not a curated record. Lineage: Eukaryota; Metazoa; Chordata; Mammalia; Primates; Cercopithecidae. Gene Ontology annotation, molecular function: mannosyltransferase activity. The transcript is spliced from 19 exons. Gene Ontology annotation, cellular component: nuclear inner membrane.